GCGUUUAAAAGUGUUUUGCUCGACACAGGCACCGACAGUUUGCAUUCACAUAGCGAAGGCGCGUAAAGCAGAAGAAUUACGAAAAAUUCCAAACAUCAACAUCAACAACAACAACAACAAGAGGAACCCGAAGAAUAAAAUGAUGAAAUUCUGUGCGAGUUUUUGUCUACUGACCGUUCUGGCCGCCAUUAACAUGGCCCAGGCAGACAAUUUGCAAUGUAACAUCAAGUCAAAUGCUGCAUUCAGAGGAUGGCCGGACAUGAAGGAGCCCUGCAUUAGGAGCAUGCGCGAGCAGAUCCAGAAGGAGAUCAAUGCCUCCAUGCAGUACCUGGCUAUGGCUGCCUAUUUCUCGAACGAUACCGUCAAUCGUCCUGGUUUCGCCGAACACUUCUUCAAGGCUGCUAAGGAAGAGCGCGAGCAUGGAGCCAAGCUGAUCGAAUACCUGUCAAUGCGUGGCGAGUUGACCCACACCGUGAAGGACCUAAUCAAAGUAUCGCCUGUCAAGGUAAAGAACUGGUCUGGACUGUCUGCUUUGGAGGAUGCCUUCAAGCUGGAGACCGAGGUCACCAAGUCCAUUCGCGAUCUGAUUAAGACCUGCGAGGGCAACUCCAAGAAGGCUGAUGAUAACGAUUACCAUCUGGUUGACUACCUGACCGGCGUCUAUCUGGAGGAGCAGCUGACCGGCCAACGCGAACUGGCUGGCAAGAUCACCACAUUGGAGAAGAUGAUGUCCUCCCAGGGAGAGUUGGGCGAAUUCCUGUUCGACAAGAACAUGUAAACAACAUCCCCAAAUUCAACUCAUUGUCUAGCAAGCUAUUCAUAGUUUAUACUGUGCUCCCGAAAGAUAUCUAUUUAAAAUUAACUGUUACUAGCCUCUGCAGCAGAUACUCCAUCGCAUCAAGUAUUUUGUUAUCCACACGAUCAUUUUUCUUUGCCAAAAUUAGUUUAUAAUUAAAUCAUACUCAAAAGUAAAA
Drosophila arizonae is the source of this 974-nucleotide messenger RNA. It is a transcript of the gene Fer1HCH, whose product is annotated as ferritin 1 heavy chain. The record is from RefSeq and is a predicted model, not a curated record. NCBI's taxonomy places the organism in Eukaryota, Metazoa, Arthropoda, Insecta, Diptera, Drosophilidae. Gene Ontology annotation, molecular function: ferrous iron binding; ferric iron binding. Gene Ontology annotation, cellular component: cytoplasm. Gene Ontology annotation, biological process: intracellular iron ion homeostasis; iron ion transport.